This is a messenger RNA of Parathielavia appendiculata, 1434 nucleotides long. RefSeq lists its product as uncharacterized. Bases 1 to 1434 code for a protein of 477 amino acids. NCBI's taxonomy places the organism in Eukaryota, Fungi, Ascomycota, Sordariomycetes, Sordariales, Chaetomiaceae. The transcript has 5 exons. The record is from RefSeq and is a predicted model, not a curated record.
AUGGAGUGCCUUUGGACGGAUCGUCCGGACACUCCCGUGGUUGAAGAAACCGCCGUUCGAGACCAGACUGAAAUCUCGGCAAGCGGGAGCUGGAAGUGGGUUGAGAUCACGGGGCGACCUGCGCCAUGCGUUGACCUUGCGGGCCCUAGAGGAGGGCCGGCGGCGAGCUCCAUCCUGCUGGACUACCAGUGCACGCCCACGCCCUGGAGGUGGUUGCGGGCUCUCCGGCUGGGUCAGACGACGGUCGGACUGACUACUCUGACGGGUCUGGCUCUGCAAUAUGUCGUCCCCCCGUUCGCCGCUCGCCUCUUCACCACUGAGGCCGGCUUGUCGCCAGCGGACAUUUCGGUGUCGUUCGAGUCGGCAUACAACAGGACCAGCGUUGGACUUGACGAUAUCGACUGGCGGCCGGCGCUCACCAAUGCUCGCGUCGCUAUUAUUCAAGGCGAGAACCCGGUUCCCUCCUACAUGGCUGCUAAUACGACGGCAUGCUCGGCCCAUGUCAGCUGCGAAGUCAUUUCUGACUAUACCAUGUCACUCGACCGCCAAGAGCCGGAAUCAGGAGCCACCCAGGGAGUUGUACGGGUGACAGCGACGGACAGGGUUGCGAGUUCUCUGACGAGUUUCCUGGUGGCGGGGAUGGGGUCGGAUAUCUUCUUCGACGCAGGCCAGAAGCUGGGUUGCUCUCGGGCAGCCCAUCACAGCCGUCUCGUUUUCACAGCGGGGCAGUACGCUCCGACCAGCCCAUAUCUGCUCUCCAACAUCAGCGUCAUCUCUUGUGCCACCGAUGAUCAAGCUGUGAACGGGACGCUCGAGGUAGCCGUAAAGUCGUCUUCCACCGUGCCCGCCAUUCGCAGCCUCAAACGACCGCCGGGCAAUGAUACCUCGAACUCCGUUCGGCGUCACACACUCUGGCAGCUGAUCGAGCGGGGCAUGCCCAAUCCCGUCAUUGCGGGCAAUGAGAGCCUCCUUGCGCCGCCGGCCCUGCUGCAGGCCAUCUCGCCCGUCUUUACCACCACAUGUGCCAUCGGCACGGCCACGGGCACGUUCGACCGGCUCGAGGCCGAGAAGACGGCGGCAGGGACCUUGUGGAUGCCGGCGACGCGGCUAUUGGUCGUCGAGUGGGCGGCGUACCUCAUCGCUUCCCUCUUGCUGAUCGUGCUGAUCCUUAGCGGGUGGGUGUCAUGGCAUGCCUACCACACUCGGUCGAUCCUAACCGAGGAGCCCGAGGGAUUGCUUGCAAUGGCGGGGUUGCUGGACGGGAGCGAGCUGAUGGCGCUGGUCCCAUAUACUCGGCAGCAGCCUAGCUACGACGGCAGGGUAAGGAAGACGGGGGAACAAAUUACUGAGGUCAAGGAAAAUGCUUGGGUUGCUGAGCCACAUGACGACGGGGCUUUGAGUGGUGGCUGGAGGGUCAUGAGGAAGAUCGAGUAG